AUGUCUGCCGUUGCGUCGCUGGACCCGCAUGUGCGCGGCAUCAUCGACUCUGCCGCUGCCGAUGGCAUUCCCUUUCGGGCGAAAACGGCGCAUUUCCAUGCCACGUGGGCUCGUACUUUCGCCUCUCUCCCAGAGCUCUACAUCCAGCCUCAGUCUCAGCAAGAAGUUGAGAAGGCAGUCAAACUGGCCCGUAGGUGCAGGCGGCGCAUCACCACAGUUGGUCAUGCACACUCGCCUUCGGACCUGACGUGUACCAGUAAUUGGCUGGUCAACCUUGACGACUUCAAAAAGGUCUUGUCAGUCGACAAGGAGACGGGACUGGUCGUCAUGCAGGCUGGAAUUCGCCUCUGGCAACUGACGGAGGAGCUAAACAAGCAUGGCCUCUCAUUUCCCGUUCUGGGGAGUGUCAAUGAGCAAACCAUUGCUGGUGUCAUCAGCACGGGCACUCGGGGCAGCACCCUGAAAUACGGUCUGCUUUCCGAGGCCAUCGCAUCCCUCAAGAUUGUCCUGGCCAACGGUGAGACUGUGGCAUGCUCUCCCGCCGAAAACACGGAACUCUUCCGCGGAGCCCUUCUCUCUCUCGGAGCCCUGGGUAUCAUUACGGAAGUCAGCUUCCGUGCCGUGCCGGCGUUCAGUCUGAAAUGGCAACAGACAAUCCAGGCGGAGAGCAUCAUGCUCGACACCUGGAAGCAGAACAACAAGCUGUGGACUCAGUCCGACUUCGUCCGAGUGUGGUGGCUGCCUUAUACCAGACGGGCGGUAGUCUGGAGGGCCGACAUCGUUACUAAGGAUGAUCUCGAGUCUGGGAGGGAGAAGAAUCGAGAUCCGCCAGUCGGCUACUACGAUGGAGCCCUCGGUUAUCACAUAUACCACAACCUCCUUUACCUAUCACGUUACAUCCCACGCAUCCUGCCCUGGAUUGAGUGGUUCGUUUUCGGCAUGCAAUACGGCUUCAGUGAUGGGUACACCUCGUCCGCCGUCCAACCCAUGGACAAAGCUCUGUGGAUGAACUGUCUGUACAGCCAGUAUGUGAACGAGUGGGCCAUCCCGCUCCACCGUGGCCCCGAGGCCCUGAUGCGUCUCGGAUCAUGGAUCAACAGGCUGCAGCCGGGAGACCCCUCCUACGUCGAUCACGGUAUCCCCUACUCCGCCGAGGGCCUCUACAUACACUCUCCCGUCGAGGUACGUGUCUGUGACGCCACCGUCCACACCAGUGCCGAAAAGGGCAACAGACCGUUCCUCGACAGCACCAUCAAGGACGGCCCAACGCUGAACCUCAACGCCACCAUGUACCGGCCGUACGACCUCGACCCUCCCGGUCUGAAGCGUUGGUUCCAGGGCUUUGAGUGGUUGAUGCGCGACCUGGGCGGCAAGCCGCACUGGGCUAAGAACUUCAACGUCCAGAACAAGGAGUUUGCGGAGUGGUACGGAGACGAUCUGGUCCAGUGGCGAAAGGUCCGCGACGAGGUGGACCCUGACGGUCUGUUUGUUGGCCCGUGGCACCGUCAGUUUGUCUUGGAUCCCAAAACUCCCCUCCUUGAGUUCGAGGAGGUCGAGAAGACGAGGCAUGAUGCUGGCAAGGGCGUCACUGUGUACGGCACUCGUGCCUCGCUUGAUAAAGUUGAGGAUGCUGAGAUAGCAUAA
Molecule: messenger RNA, 1644 nt
Organism: Colletotrichum spaethianum
Lineage: Eukaryota; Fungi; Ascomycota; Sordariomycetes; Glomerellales; Glomerellaceae
Product: putative D-lactate dehydrogenase, mitochondrial
Exons: 3
Coding region: 1-1644 (547 amino acids)
Cellular component (GO): membrane; mitochondrion
Molecular function (GO): FAD binding; D-arabinono-1,4-lactone oxidase activity
Source: RefSeq, a predicted model, not a curated record